Melitaea cinxia (Glanville fritillary) is the source of this 509-nucleotide messenger RNA. RefSeq lists its product as uncharacterized. The record is from RefSeq and is a predicted model, not a curated record. The coding region runs from base 63 to 509 and encodes 148 amino acids. NCBI's taxonomy places the organism in Eukaryota, Metazoa, Arthropoda, Insecta, Lepidoptera, Nymphalidae. The transcript has 2 exons.
GGGGACCCCGUCCAGGUACGCGGGUGACUGUGGAUGGGGUUUCGGUCCGGGUGGGGACCCAGAUGAGGUACCUGGGUCUCACCCUGGACGGGAGGUGGGCUUUUGGGGCUCAUUUUGCAGAGCUAGCCCCAAGAGUCGUGAAAGCCGCCGCCUCACUGGGAAGGCUGCUGCCAAACGUGGGUGGUCCGAGUGCCCAUUGCCGUCGGCUGUACUCCGGGGUCAUCCGGAGUAUGGCUAUGUACGGGGCACCCAUCUGGGCGGACGCCCUCGGUCGUGCCAACAAAAUCCAGCUGCGACGGCCGCAGCGGGUCAUCGCGACGAGGGCGAUACGCGGUUACCGGACGGUGUCCUGGACGGCGGCGUGCGUGCUGGCCGGCGAUCCCCCCUGGGAACUGCAGGCGGAGAUCCUCGCCGAAACAUAUCAUUUUGUGGCGCUCAGUGAAGAUCGACUUAGGAUCGGAUCUACUAGUAAAAGGAAAGUUCAAACGCAUUCAGACAUAAAAAUUUGA